Messenger RNA from Arabidopsis lyrata subsp. lyrata, 1401 nucleotides. RefSeq names its product alkylated DNA repair protein alkB homolog 8. Gene Ontology annotation, biological process: oxidative demethylation. Gene Ontology annotation, molecular function: demethylase activity; RNA binding; oxidoreductase activity. Lineage: Eukaryota; Viridiplantae; Streptophyta; Magnoliopsida; Brassicales; Brassicaceae. The coding region runs from base 129 to 1169 and encodes 346 amino acids. The transcript is spliced from 6 exons. The record is from RefSeq and is a predicted model, not a curated record.
CAUUGAACGUCAAAUGGGCCUAAUGAGGCCCAUAACGCAAGUAAACGUCGUCGUUUUCAAUUGAAACUAACGGCGAAGAUACCUCGCCGUUAUACAAUCGGAGAAAGUUACAAUCUCUUAUUCCGAGAAUGGUUCAGCCGCGAUUCGUCCGUCCGACGAAAUCAUCGCCUUCCUCCAAUUCCGGAGAAUCAAAUUCAUCCAAUCUAUACGUCGCCAAUUGUGGACCGGCGGUUGGACUAUCACACGACGCAAUCGCGGCGGUGUUCGCUGCAUACGGUAAAGUAAACGGCGUCUACGCGGCUGACGAUAGCGGCGUUCGUAUUAUUAUCUCUUUCGCAGAUCCUUGUUCGGCGAAAUCAGCUUUAGAAGCUUUGAAUGGUCGACCAUGUCCUGACCUUAAAGGACGGUCUUUGCAUAUUCGAUAUUCAGUUCUUCAAUUACCUUCCGAGACGCAGGUGAAUGAUUGUGUUCCAGUGUCUUUGGUUGAUUCAGAGUUGAAUAUCCCAGGGCUUUUCUUGUUACCUGAUUUUGUUAGUGUGGAAGAAGAACAGCAAUUGCUUGCAGCUGUUGAUGCUCGACCUUGGAUUGGUCUUGCUAAACGGCGUGUUCAACACUAUGGAUAUGAGUUUUGUUAUGGGACAAGAAAUGUUGAUACCAAGAAGCGUCUUGGCGAGCUUCCGUCGUUUGUUUCUCCUAUACUUGAAAGAAUGUCGUUGUUCCCGAACUUCGACAUUAACUCAGCAAGCUUGGAUUUGGACCAAUUAACGGUAAAUGAGUACCCAUCUGGUGUGGGUUUGUCGCCUCACAUUGACACACAUUCAGCAUUUGAAGAUUGCAUCUUCAGCCUUUCUUUAGCUGGUCCUUGUAUUAUGGAAUUCAGAAGAUACUCUGUUUCCACAUGGAAAGCCUCAUCUGCUGAUGCAGAGAAGUCGGGUGACUCCUCUUGCAUCAGAAAGGCCUUAUAUCUUCCUCCUCGGUCCAUGCUCUUAUUAUCCGGUGAAGCACGCUAUGCUUGGAAUCACUACAUUCCACAUCACAAGAUUGACGUGGUGAAGGAGAAAGCGAUCAGAAGAAGUUCCAGAAGGGUAUCUUUCACAUUACGGAAGGUGAGAAAUCUUCCUUGCAGGUGUAAGUAUCCACAAUACUGUGACUCUCAGCAACAAAUGUAACUGAAGAAGAGGAGAAAAAUGAAAUAAAGAAUAUUUUAGGUAGAGACAAAAUGCAUAUGGAGAAGAAAAAGAAGAACCAUUUUUGUAGCUGUUUACUCUUAAUUAUUAAACUAGAUUUUGAUGAUAAACAUUGUUACAUUUGUUCUGGUCCGGUCAAAAUUAUGUUUUCAUGUAAGAAAAAGAAACAACCUUCCUGAAAUAUCCUUCUCAUUUGUUGUAUUUAUAAUAAGCU